This is a messenger RNA of Gopherus flavomarginatus (Mexican gopher tortoise), 2012 nucleotides long. It is a transcript of the gene PELO, whose product is annotated as pelota mRNA surveillance and ribosome rescue factor. NCBI's taxonomy places the organism in Eukaryota, Metazoa, Chordata, Testudines, Testudinidae. The transcript is spliced from 2 exons. Gene Ontology annotation, cellular component: cytoplasm. The record is from RefSeq and is a predicted model, not a curated record. Bases 548 to 1705 code for a protein of 385 amino acids. Gene Ontology annotation, biological process: ribosome disassembly; nuclear-transcribed mRNA catabolic process, non-stop decay; RNA surveillance.
CGACGCCAGCAUUUCUGUGCGCAUGCGUGUAGGGUUCGCCGCCGGCUCCCUGAGCCAGUUUAUGUAAGUGCGCCGGAAGUAAUCUCAACGUCUCCCCUCCGGGUCGGCAGUGUACGCAUGCGCUGUGGGAAGGAGCUGCCUAGCUGGCGCGUACGCGAGCGGGGCGAUGCUGUCGCCGGGCUGCUCUCUACUCUGCCUUAUCCUGUCCCCAGCCAGUGCGCAGGCGCGUCUAAGUGUCGCCGCCGCUGCCGACUGACUGUGGAGUGUCGUCAAGCGCCGCUCGGAUCAGCGAGGUUCAGUGGAGCGGUCAGCCCGUUAGCGUGAGGGGGUCCGGCGCCAGGCAGCACCUCCGCCGCCCUCUGCCAGGGCCUAGAGCCGGCCGGCCCCGUCCCACGUGUCCCCUCCGAGAGGCUUCUGCCCCCGUCCCCUUCCCGCCGAGAAGACGCAGGGUCCCCAGGCCGUGUGAGUCCCCGGGUGUGGGCUGAGGAGCCAGCGCCUGCCCCGAGUGCGGGGUGCCGCGCUAUCCCGUUUUCCGGGCAGCGGCAGGAUGAAGCUGGUGAGGAAGGACAUCGAGAAGGAUAACGCGGGGCAGGUGACCCUGAUCCCCGAGGAUGCCGAGGACAUAUGGCACACCUACAAUCUGCUGCAGGUGGGCGACAGCCUGCGGGCAUCCACCAUCCGCAAGGUGCAGACCGAGUCCUCCACGGGCAGCGUGGGCAGCAACCGCAUCCGCACCACCCUCACCCUCUGCGUGGAGACCAUCGACUUCGACUCGCAGGCCUGCCAGCUGCGGGUCAAGGGGACCAACAUCCAGGAGAAUGAGUACGUCAAGAUGGGAGCCUACCACACCAUUGAGCUGGAGCCCAAUCGCCAGUUCACGCUAGCCAAGAAGCAGUGGGACAGUGUGGUGUUGGAGCGCAUUGAGCAGGCAUGCGACCCAAGCUGGAGCGCUGAUGUGGCAGCAGUGGUCAUGCAGGAGGGUCUGGCUCAUAUCUGUCUUGUUACCCCCAGCAUGACACUGACCCGGGCCAAGAUUGAAGUGAACAUCCCCAGAAAACGAAAGGGUAAUUGCAGUCAACAUGACCGAGCGCUGGAGAGAUUCUAUGAGCAGGUGGUGCAGGCAAUCCAGCGUCAUAUCAACUUUGAGAUUGUGAAAUGUGUUCUGGUGGCCAGCCCGGGGUUCGUAAGAGAACAGUUCUGUGACUACAUGUUCCAGCAGGCAGUCAAGACUGACAACAAGCUGCUGCUAGAGAAUCGGUCAAAAUUCCUUCAGGUCCACUCCUCCUCCGGACAUAAGUAUGCGCUGAAGGAAGCUCUUUGUGACCCAGCUGUGGCCAGCCGUCUCUCUGACACAAAAGCAGCUGGGGAGGUCAAAGCCUUGGAUGACUUCUACAAGAUGCUGCAACAUGAGCCUGACCGGGCUUUUUAUGGCCUCAAACAUGUGGAAAAAGCCAAUGAGGCCAUGGCCAUUGAUACCCUGUUGAUCAGUGAUGAGCUCUUCAGGCACCAGGAUGUGGCUUAUCGCAGCCGAUAUGUGCGGCUGGUAGAUAGUGUGCGGGAGAACAUGGGCACAGUGCGCAUAUUCUCCAGCCUCCAUGUGUCUGGGGAGCAGCUCGGCCAGCUGACAGGGGUAGCAGCUAUCCUGCGUUUCCCUGUUGCUGAGCUCUCUGACCAAGAGGAGGCAUCCAGUUCUGAAGAGGAUUGAUGACAAUGGCUCACUCUACCCUUCCCUCAUAGCAUAGUAAGACUAAAAUGAUAGUCACGGCACUUCCUUUCCAAAUACUGCAAGCAGAUGUGCCAUGGCAUGCAAUUUAACUUUUUGAGAACAAUAUUUUUGAAGGUGUUUGGUUUUGUUCAACAUGCUCUACUGGAUAGCCAUAUGUAUUUGCACUUGCUGUGGUAAUGAUGAUGGGUAUACUAUAGGUUGGGGUUGACCAUUGUUUGUACAAACUACACUCUGGAUCUCCAAGAGCAUAACAAACAUAUAAAAGUCUCUGAUUUGGUUCCUGAAA